UAACUCCAUUAAUCCUUUAAUAUUUUUUCCAUAAAAUCCCAUCAUUUAAACUUCAAAAUCAAACUAUCUUUCUGAAAAUCUAAACCAUCUUUUCUUCGAUUGAGUUGAUUAACCAUGAGCGGAACAGAGUCUCUCGUGCCUGCUUCCUCAUCUGGAGAAUCCCAGGAGGAAGCCAAGAAAUGGGGGACCCACGUGAUGGGAGCGCCUGCGGCCCCCACCGUGCACCUCGACAACCAGAAGGCGGCGCUGUGGAACGCCGGCGACCACCACCAGCCGUACGUGCAGUACGCGCCGGUGGAGAAGCCGACGACCAACCCCCUUGAGCCAGUCAUCGACCUCUUCAACUCAUGGAGCGCCAAGGCAGAGAACAUCGCCCGCAACAUCUGGCACAACCUGAAAUCUGGACCGUCGGUUACGGAGGCUGCUUGGGGAAAGGUGAAUCUGACGGCGAAAGCAAUAACAAAAGGGGGAUUUGAGUCGUUGUUCAAGCAGAUAUUUGAAAGCAGUGAUCCGAAUGAGAAGCUGAAGAAGACUUUUGCUUGUUACCUUUCCACUGCUACAGGCCCUGUCGCCGGAACUCUCUACUUAUCCACCGCUCGACUUGCUUUUUGCAGUGAUCGACCUCUCUACUUCACUGCUCCUUCUGGACAAGGAGCUUGGAGCUACUACAAGGUUCUGAUACCACUAGGGAAUAUAGCGACGGUGAAUCCAGUGACAAGGACAGAAAAUCCACCAGAGAAGUAUAUCCAGAUUGUUACCUCGGAUGGGCAUGAGUUCUGGUUCAUGGGAUUUGUUAGUUUCGAGAAAGCGUCUCAUCACCUUCUAAACGCUGUAUCAGAUUUCAAAGCAGGCCAUGGGAAUAACGUUGCCGCGCAAUCAAUCAAUCUCUAGAACUACUCUUCAUGAUAUCUUUCGAGUUUUAGAUAUAUGUAUUGAUCAUGUAUAGAAGACACGAUUUUAAGUGGUGUUUUGUAUUUAUUGUUGUAAAAAAAGUUUGUAAUUUUCCCUUCUCCUUUUCUAUGUAAUGUCUCUUGCGAUUUUGUA
This is a messenger RNA of Morus notabilis, 1044 nucleotides long. Its product is annotated as GEM-like protein 5. The record is from RefSeq and is a predicted model, not a curated record. Lineage: Eukaryota; Viridiplantae; Streptophyta; Magnoliopsida; Rosales; Moraceae. The transcript has 3 exons. The coding region runs from base 115 to 891 and encodes 258 amino acids.